AUGGCCAGUGUUUUAACCCUUCCACCUCCUAUCUGCCCCAGUGAUUACACAAACUACCUAUUCUGUGUUGUUGAUGUGGCCUGCUCAUGUGGUCUGGUGAAGAAUGGAACAGAACCUGUUGCAGAGGCAGUUUACAGAAAUGUCACAAAAGUCCACUACUUGAUGUUGAGUCAGCAUUGUUCUCUUCAAGGCGUUCCCAUAUCUGUGCUUCAGAGUGGAUUGUUUGAAUGUUAUGACACCAUGACAGCAUUACCAAUCACCAUGGGCCAACUGCAGCUUUCAUUUGCUGAAGAUCAAGUUGUACAGCAGUGGUCACACAAUUGUCCAGCUGUCAUCAAAUGUGCUGGUCAGUUUGAUAUUACACUUGCUGCAUCUUUGAGCAUCAAAAACUUUCCUGAUGUUUGUCAGAAUACACUGACUGUGAUCCAGUGCUCUCAGGAAGCUCUAACUUCAUGUGGGUUGUUCAGCACGACGGAAGCCAGGGCAUUUUAUCAAUUGCUGACAAGCAAGCUUGAAGGAUGCGAUACAGGCAAAAUGACCAUAACCAAAGAUCCGGGAAGUAGUAACUUUGGCACUGAUGCCAUCGUGAGUGCCAACAACAGCCAGUCACAUCUGGAGAGUGCCAAAGCAGGCUCUUUGACCACAAUGUCAUCGGCUUCAAGUCAGUUGGUCUUGGUGCUGCUCUGCAUGACCUCUCUUUGGAUUAUGUGCCAGUAG
Candidula unifasciata is the source of this 717-nucleotide messenger RNA. The record is from the annotation of a GenBank genome assembly. Lineage: Eukaryota; Metazoa; Mollusca; Gastropoda; Stylommatophora; Geomitridae.